AUGGAAGAACAAAUUAAGGAAUGGAAAGCUACUAGAAUAAUUGGGAUCAUCGGUCUAGGUGAUAUGGGUUUACUAUAUGCCAAUAAAUUCUCAGAAGCUGGUUGGAAUGUUGUAUGUUGUGAUAGAGAAGAAUUCUAUGAGGAAUUGAAAGAUAAAUACAAAGAUGCUAAAUUUUCGAUUGUUUUAAACGGUCAUUAUGUCUCUAGAGUCAGUGAUUAUGUGAUCUAUAGUGUUGAAGCGGCAAACCUAGACAAAAUUGUGUCAUUAUAUGGACCAUCGACUAAAGUAAAAGCGAUUGUUGGUGGUCAAACAAGUUGUAAAAGCCCUGAAAUUGCAGCUUUUGAAAAAUAUUUGCCUCCAGAUGUUGAUAUCAUAACGGUUCAUUCUUUACAUGGCCCCAAAGUCAACACAGAGGGUCAACCGUUAGUAAUAAUCAACCAUAGAUGUUCUGAUGAUAAAAAUUUACAGUUUAUCGAGAGUAUUGUAUCUUGUUUGAAAAGUAAACAUGUUUAUUUAACGUUUGAAGAACACGAUAGAAUCACAGCUGAUACUCAAGCUGUCACACAUGCUGCAUUUUUAAGUAUGGGAGCUGCAUGGGCUAAAGUUAAAGUUUAUCCAUGGACCCAUGGUACAAAUAAAUGGUAUGGUGGAUUAGAGAAUGUUAAAGUUAAUAUAUCUUUACGAAUUUAUUCUAAUAAAUGGCAUGUUUAUGCUGGUUUAGCUAUCACGAAUCCUCAUGCUCAUCAUCAAAUUUUACAAUAUGCUACUAGUGCUACAGAAUUAUUCUCACUGUUUUUAGCUGGUAAGAGAGAAGAGGUGACAAAAAGAUUAUUAGAGGCAAAAAAAUUCGUAUUUGGUAACCAUACGGGGUUAUUAUUACUGGAUGAUUUGAUACUUGAACAGUAUUCAUUAUCAAAGGGAAUUUCUAAUUCAGAGGGUUCAAACGACAAUGAAUCUAAAGAUAAAACAAAGACUGUACCAAAUUCACACCUAUCAUUACUGGCGAUUGUAGAUUCAUGGUACCGUUUAGGUAUAAAUCCAUAUGAUCACAUGAUUUGCUCUACUCCGUUAUUUAGAAUAUUUUUAGGAGUUUCUGAAUAUCUAUUCCUAGAACCGAAUCUUUUAGAACAAACUAUUGAUGCAGCAAUGAAUGAUCAAUCGUUUAGAACGGAUGAUUUAGAAUUCGUCAUUGCUGCAAGGGAAUGGAGUUCUAUCGUUACUUUCCAAAGUUUUGAUUUGUAUGAAGAAAGGUUUGAACAAGUUCAAGAAUUCUUCAAACCUAUGUUUCCUGAAGCUAAUAAGCUUGGUAAUGAAAUGAUGAAAACUCUUUUAAGUCAUUCAAAAUAA
Naumovozyma dairenensis CBS 421 is the source of this 1347-nucleotide messenger RNA. It is a transcript of the gene TYR1, whose product is annotated as prephenate dehydrogenase (NADP(+)). Lineage: Eukaryota; Fungi; Ascomycota; Saccharomycetes; Saccharomycetales; Saccharomycetaceae. The record is from RefSeq and is a predicted model, not a curated record. Gene Ontology annotation, biological process: L-tyrosine biosynthetic process. Gene Ontology annotation, molecular function: NAD+ binding; prephenate dehydrogenase (NAD+) activity; prephenate dehydrogenase (NADP+) activity. The coding region runs from base 1 to 1347 and encodes 448 amino acids. The transcript has a single exon.